AAGCAGACAGUUGACUUCUCUGUUAACUUUAACUGAUCUUGUAACAAUGGCAAACAUAAUUUAUGGUGGAUGGGGUGGGACGCAGGACGCCACUAAUGAAACUCAGAAGAUAUGUGAUCAGGUGAAGGGCCAAGUGGAGAAAACGACAGGCAACAACUACAGGGUCUACGUAGCAGUUAAAUACAGGAAUCAGAUCGUGGCAGGAGAAAACUUCGUCAUCAAGGUUCAUGUUGGAGGAGAGGACUACAUUCAUCUGAGUGUCUUCCUAGAACUUCUGUGUAAUGGAGGAAAGGCUGAGCUGCGCGGUGUGGAGCAGCACACAACCAAAGACUCCCCCCUCGAACCUUUUGUAAACUGAUCACACAACCUGUUUCAACAGUUGUACACUUACAGCCUGCAGUCUCAUAUUAAAAUGGCCUGUUGUUUUAUUUUGAAAAUUAUUCAACAUUGAUUUCAAAUGUAUUAACACAUCAAGAUAUUUGGUUUUGUGAAGCAUCAAACUGAAUGUACUGCCUUCUUAGGA
Centropristis striata (black sea bass) is the source of this 523-nucleotide messenger RNA. Its product is annotated as cystatin-B-like. Lineage: Eukaryota; Metazoa; Chordata; Actinopteri; Perciformes; Serranidae. The transcript is spliced from 3 exons. The coding region runs from base 47 to 358 and encodes 103 amino acids. The record is from RefSeq and is a predicted model, not a curated record. Gene Ontology annotation, molecular function: cysteine-type endopeptidase inhibitor activity. Gene Ontology annotation, cellular component: cytosol.